Molecule: messenger RNA, 701 nt
Organism: Entelurus aequoreus (snake pipefish)
Lineage: Eukaryota; Metazoa; Chordata; Actinopteri; Syngnathiformes; Syngnathidae
Product: small ribosomal subunit protein eS7
Exons: 7
Coding region: 84-668 (194 amino acids)
Biological process (GO): ribosomal small subunit biogenesis; translation; rRNA processing
Cellular component (GO): small-subunit processome; ribosome; cytosolic small ribosomal subunit
Molecular function (GO): structural constituent of ribosome
Source: RefSeq, a predicted model, not a curated record
ACUGCGCCACUGCAUUGCAUUAAUCAAACUCUCGCGAUGUUCCGUUCUCUUCCUUGGCCGUCGUUGACAGAGAGACAAAGGCCAUGUUCAGUACCAGUGCAAAGAUAGUAAAGCCGAAUGGCGAAAAGCCAGAUGAGUUUGAGUCUGGGAUUUCUCAGGCUCUACUUGAGCUGGAGAUGAACUCUGACCUCAAGGCUCAGCUGAGAGAGCUGAACAUCACUGCAGCAAAGGAAAUUGAGGUUGGUGGUAACAGGAAAGCCAUCAUCAUCUUUGUUCCGGUUCCUCAGCUGAAGUCCUUCCAGAAGAUUCAGGUGCGACUGGUGAGGGAGCUGGAAAAGAAGUUCAGCGGGAAGCAUGUGGUCUUCAUUGCACAGAGGAGAAUUCUGCCCAAACCCACCAGAAAAAGCCGCAUUAAGAAUAAGCAGAAGCGUCCCAGAAGCCGCACACUGACGUCGGUCCAUGACGCCAUCUUGGAGGACUUGGUGUUCCCCAGCGAGAUUGUGGGAAAGAGAAUCCGAGUGAAACUGGACAGCAGCAGACUCAUCAAGGUCCACCUGGACAAGGCACAGCAGAACAACGUUGAACACAAAGUGGAAACUUUCUCUGGUGUCUACAAGAAGCUCACUGGCAAAGAAGUCGUCUUUGAAUUCCCUGAAUUCCAGCUGUAAAUGCAGAUGACAAAAUAAAGUUGUAUACUGUUA